AUGGGAGGCCGCCGGGCGACGCCGCGCCACCACGCGCUCGCGGGCGCGUCUACGUCUGCGUCACCGGCGCUGUCCUCUCCACCACCACUGCCGCUGCCGCCGCCGCUGCUGCUGCUGCUGCUGUUACUGCUCCCCGAGCCGUGCCGGGCCGAUGACAAUGGUAUUAAUGGGAUGUGGCCGGUGCUGGGCGUGGCGCUGGCGACCUUCCUAUGCCUGUCCAUCUGCUUCUCCUGCUGCAAGGUCUACUUCAUCCGCAGGCGCAUGGAGGACGAGGCAGCCGCCACCAGGGCCCGGGCAGCACGUGGAAACCUCUCCUCCCCGUACAUCGUGGUGGCGAUGAUCUCGCGGGACUACGAGCGGCAGCCGCGCGGCCGGCCCGGGGAGCGGCCACUGCGGCCCUUCGUGGCCGGCCGCCCGCCGCGGCUGCCCCCGGACCUGGGGGGCGGGCAGGCGCUGCCGCCGCCCCCGUCCUACCAGGAGGCCACGGCGGCGCCGCCCCCAGUUUUUCCAGACGAACCACCGCCCCGCUACUCGGUGGCGUCAGGGGACGCCAGCGCGACGCCCGUGGCCAGAGGUGACGUCACCAGCACGAGCGGUCCUCAGCAGCAAGGCGGAGCGGCGGUCCGCGUCUGACCCCACCUGCGAAACUCUGCCUCAGCAGCGGCGCCUCAGUCUGUGUUGUCCGCGCGGCUGCAACACUACGAACUAUGACUGUGUUCUCACAUGGCUUUCGUGUGACUCGUUGAAUAUAGAAAAAGAGACUUGAUAUUUAUUUAGAAAGUUGAAUUUAAAUUAUUAAGUUCCUGUAUUCCUCCUAGUACCCCACGCUAAAUGAGAAUAAUAUAUUUUUUGUGAA
Molecule: messenger RNA, 856 nt
Organism: Schistocerca nitens (vagrant locust)
Lineage: Eukaryota; Metazoa; Arthropoda; Insecta; Orthoptera; Acrididae
Exons: 5
Coding region: 1-633 (210 amino acids)
Source: RefSeq, a predicted model, not a curated record